UGCAAAUUUGUAGUAUUUUAUGGUCUGGAUCGUGUGUUUUGGACCCCCGGUUGUCAUUUGUGUGGUUAGACUGAAAAUGACGACUCCCGACACGACAUUACUUCCAUAGUGACAGUUCCAUCAUCAGGACGCGCUGUCGGGCUGGUGGGUGUGUGCUAGCCCCGGAGUCUGGGCUAACAGGUUAGCUUGGUCGGCUACCAUUCUUUCCCGUUCUCAGUCUGCUUGCGGCCGUAAGCUCUUGUAUUAACUUAGACCAAAGCCAGGGGCUCCCGCCGCCAAGCAAGUUCGAUCGGGUUUGGGGUCACCUAUUUGCUACCAAAAUGCCAGGGAUUUUAGCACCAACUUAAAAGAGUUUCAACUAAAAAUUGGUUUGUCAAAAGAAUAAACUGAGCAAGAAGACACAAAUGAAGAGAUGAUCAUCCACCAGAAGCCAAAGAUUGCAAGAUCCAGAACCCUAUACAGAAAGUCUUCUCCAGAUGGAAGACAAACUUCUCACUCUUGCGAUGACUUCACAAGCAGUGUUGGACAGUAGAUACAAUGAAACCAGUACGAUAUACUAGGAGAGCAAAAUGGGACCGUAUGUUAGGAAUGCUGGCUGUAGUGGCAGUGGGAUACUUGUGUCUAUUCUUCAGCAUAAGUACUGCAGCAGAUGAUGGAAAAGAGACAAGCAGACAAUGGCAGCAAGAUGUUACCUUCAGAUCCAGAACUAUUCUGUCCACUAACUCCACCUCCAACAGUAGUAUUAGUAAUACCACGGAAGAUCCUAUCAGGAAAGGACUCUAUCCUCCUGACGUUUUUGACCUGGCUGCGAGGAGGAACGGAGCUGUUGUCUUGCACAUUUUGGGGAUGAUGUACAUGUUUGCUGGUAUGGCAGUGGUUUGUGACGAGUUUUUUGUCCCUGCCCUGACAGUGAUAGUAGAAAAACUGGAGAUCUCCGAGGAUGUUGCAGGUGCCACAUUCAUGGCAGCGGGGGGCAGUGCACCGGAGUUCUUCCUCAGCCUGUUUGGCGUCUUUUUUGCCACAGGCAAUGUUGGCACAGGGACAAUUGUGGGAUCUGCUGUAUUUAACAUUCUUUUUGUGAUCGGAGCAUGUGCAGUUUUCAGCAAGGAGGUUUUGACAUUGACUUGGUGGCCAUUGUUACGAGACACCUGCUUCUACAUUUUGAGCCUUGGCGUCCUGAUCAUCUUUUUUCACAACGGGGAGAUCCUGUGGUGGCAAAGCAUAUGUCUGCUGACGAUUUAUGUGCUCUAUGUACUCUUCAUGAAGUAUAGCAAUAUCCUGGAGAGAACUGUGAAGAACUUGCUUAAUCCAAACAGGGUCCAUGUGGUUGUCAAGGAAGGACAGGGGGAAAGCCAGCAUUUCAAUUUUCCGGUGUUCCGCAGCAACUCGGGGUUGUUCCGCCAUGGGGCUUUACAGCUGCUCAUCCAUACCAUUGAUCCCAUUGGUGAAGCUAAAAUCUCAGACAAGGCCAAGGCUUUAUACACAAUCACCAAGGUGCAGGUGAUGAUGGAGAAUGAGGUUGGGCAUGUGAAGUUGACUGGUGACCCAGAAGUCACGCCCAUCAACAAGACCACCAACAUGGCCACCCUGACAGUGAGGACCCUGGGGGUGACCAACCCUGGCUGUGAUUCGUUGGGCGACUCAGAAAGACCCAGCACAUCUCAGGAGAAUCUGGACAUGUUAGAGGACAGCCGGUCUGUUCCACUUGGGGAAGUGGUGCAACACACUAGGGAGAAGCGCAGGCAGUCCUCCUCCUCACUGUCAUCUCAGGAUGGUACAGGCCAGAAGAAUGGCACAGUUAGGAAUGGGCUGACACAGGACCUAGAAGCAGCAGAGAAAGAUGAUGAAGAUGAGGAGGAUGAGGAGAAGGAGGAACCAUUAGACCUGAGCUGGCCUGACACCUGCAAGAAGAGGGUGUCUUACAUCAUCCUGUUCCCCCUGGUGUUUCUGAUGUGGAUCACCCUACCUGAUGUCAGAAAACCUUCUGCUCGCCGUUUCUAUCCCUGGGGCUUCUUGGGCAGCAUUCUUUGGAUCUCCAUCUUCUCCUACUUAAUGUUAUGGUGGGCUAACCAGACAGGUGACACCAUGGGCCUUAAUAUAGAGGUGAUGGGGCUGACAGUGCUGGCGGCAGGAACAAGUGUUCCUGAUCUCAUAACCAGCGUCCUGGUUGCUAGGCGGGGCUUUGGUGAUAUGGCUGUCUCUAGUUCCAUUGGGAGCAAUAUUUUUGACAUCACAAUUGGGCUGCCUGUGCCCUGGCUGCUGUACUCCUGUGUGUAUAAUGGCCGUGCUGUGGACGUGAACAGCCAGGGCCUGUUCUGCUCCAUCCUCAUGCUGCUGGCCAUGUUAGUUUGUGUCAUCGUCACCAUUGCAGCCUGUCGCUGGCGCAUGAACCGUUCAAUGGGCAUCAUCUUCUUCACUCUCUAUCUUGUCUUCAUGGUCCUCAGUGUUCUUCUGGAAUUAGACAUUAUACAAUGUUUUGUGUAAGGUUAUUUUGUUGAUGGUAGUCACACUACCAGUAAUAUUGAGGUUUUACAAAUGCUUGUGUGUAAUUUUGCCAUGACUACAGUAGGAUUUGAUGUGCAAUCUUCAACCACUGCAAUACUUCUCUUUUGGAAAAAAAUAAUUUAUCUCUACAGACUUUAUUCAAGUAGGGCGAAUUACACACAAGAUGCAUUACGAUAGAAGAGAAUAAUCAUGGAACAUAUAAACUAGGAUGGUAUAUUACAUAGCCAUGUGAUGCUAGCACAGUCACACAGCAGUGCUCAUGAUGUGUAGCGUGGUAACCAUCCCGUUGGGAGCUCCCAGGUGUUCUAUAUGGCUCCUGGAGUGUUGAUGACCCAACCCAGGUCUAUUAGUGUACAUCAAGGAAUUAUCAAAAUCAAUUACUUCACUCCUGGGACAUCAGUAAUCAGAAAGGCUGACUGGAAGGAUAGGCUGGGUUGGAAAAGGCCUAUGCUUAAUAGGACUUGGCCAAUAAACACCCUUAUGCUGGUCCGUGGAGAUGGUUAUCAUGCUAAUGAUGGGUCAUGUCUUUAUCAUGUUGACAUUGCACCAGUAUCUUUUCUGUUGAUCAUGGUCUCCAAAUCUCACUGGACAGGAAACAGCUGCUGGAAUGGAUAAGAUCCAAUGACAAUUUGAACCUUUGUCAUGAUGAAGGAUGAUGUUCAUGUAUCAGCCAGAACUAAAUUCAAUAAUAAUUACUGUGGUAAGAAAGUGGAACUUGACAAACCUUUUCUUACUGGGUUGUGUCAUAUCAGUAUGAAUAGUGAUAUCUUUUACAGGUUGUUUUUCUUUUACAUAGAAACAAUGAAAGAUAUUUUGGUAGGCAGUCAUCACUGAGCCAGCCUCAUCCUGCAGUACUAAUGGUGGCAGAUAUGUGGCUCUGCUGAGUGUCCAUGGUAUAUGUACUGUUGCCUCAACUUAGUAAGAGGCAAUGUUUUGUGGUCUCUACAGUCACACUGUUGAGUUUUAACCAUAACAUGUCAAUCAUUAUAUUUUGCACUACCUUGUCUUGUCCUUUAAUGUAUUGAGGACAGGUAAAGAUUGAGAGAGAGUUUAGAGGAAACAUUGUGGUCAGUGGAAAAGAUUUUGACUCUACAAUUAGAUAAGACAGGCAAUACUGUGGCUGAGAAACACGCACAUGACAACAGGAACUGUGGGGUUAUGGAGUUAAUUUUGAUUCAAACUGCACAAGACAGGUCAGUAAUUUUUAGAUUAACCAGCAUACUUUACCAGCAUAAUGUAUGUUGUGAUCUUCCUCUUCUUUGCAGAGUUUGCUAGUUUUUGCUAUAUGCUGCUGUAGUGUUUGUGUACUCAGUUCCUCAUUAAGUGCUGCUACAGUGGAUUGUUCUAAUAACAAAGCUUGUUGUGUAUAUAGAGGGACUUUGUGCUGUAUAUAUAGGGACAUUGUGCUGUAUAUAUAGGGACGUUGUGCUGUAUAUAUAGGGACUUGUGUGCAAAAAGACUUUCCGGGCAUCACGUUCCAGACAUUUUUCAUCAUAGAACAUUCCAGCAUGACGAAGGGACAAUCAUAACUUGUAUAGUCCUAAAACAUGUGUAAAAAUAGUUACAAUCAUACAUUAGACAAGAAGAGUGUAAAUUAUCUCAGCUAACCACCAACAUCCGUCCUAGAAUGUAUAUUUUUGAACCACUGUUGUAUAUUUAUUGUAAUAUAUUUUAGGGAGUUGCUACUCUGGAGUGCAAUUACGUACAAUUCUCAGGUAGUGUAAACAAGGACAAGUGUCACUCUUCUAAUUCCUGGACAUGCAAUGAGAUGUACAGUAGGUAUUAUAAAAGUGCAUGCCUGUACACGGAGGUUCUGCUUUUGUGUCCAUUGUCAACCUGUUGUGCAAUGUUGCAGAAUGGCUUUUCUCAUGUUAUUAAUGAACUAGUCAAUGCAAAAUCACUUGAUAGGUGGUAUAAGCCACUUCUGUGCCCUGGGAUUGCAUGUUCUUCUCAAGCAAGGCCUCACUCUCAAAUGUAGCUGAACUGUAUAGCUGUGUAUUAUAACUGUUGUACAUAAAACUUUUUUUCUAUGGGUUAAGGGCACUGUAUGUUAAUUAAAUUGUGGCAUUCAUAUACACUUACUACUUAAAGUAUAUUCCAUGUACUAAAACUAUAUUCCAUGUAUUUAAAAUAAUAUGUUGUCAUGACAGCUUCUGAUAAGGAAUGGAAGGUGAAAAUGUAAAGCAAUUUAGUUUGUUUUACCCUGUCUAACCCCACAUUCAUUGACAGACUGUAAAAAAUUGAUGCAAGUACAUGUAGCAAAACUUGGUCUGUUCUUUAGUUAAGAACCAACAACUUACCCUGGAGUUGAAAUGUCCCUGCGAGUAGAGAUGAGUAGACAAGUGUAUAGAACUAUUUGCAAUACUCCUGUAUGUGUAAUGCUGAAAGAAACCUUUUGACAUGCUGCUCUGAAGCACACGUUGCUGUUACUUAAGGAAUGAUGAUGGAACCUCUGGAAUUUGGAUUUCCAAACUUGGUCAUUGUCAUGUAGAAUAUACAGGAAAGUGUCAAUGUUGCUAUCUGUUAUGACAUAGAAUCCCGAUAUGCUAUGUGAGUAGAUAACAGUUAUGAGAAAAAAUAAAUCAAAGACAUAUCACCUUUGUCAGAAAAGGGAAGGUAGUUGAGGGGUUUCAUUGUAACAUUUGUGCAAGAAAGAUGUCAAUCACUCCAUCUCGAUUCUGGACUGGAUGUACAUUGUAUUUCAAUGUCAUAUCAUGAAUUUUUAGUUCUUGAAAAUCUGUUGAGGAGAACCCAUUUGAUGCUGUUCUGGGAACUGAAUUUCCUCAAUUUUACAUGUACAUAUAAUCAGAUUACGUUGCGAAAUAUAUAUUGAAGUAACACAUUAAUUAUUCUGGUAUCAAAGUUAACUUGCUGCAUUACUCAUAAUAACUUGAGUGUUCAAUAUCUCUGUAAUGUACUGCAUAACACAAUGGAACCCUUUAAGACUGCAGUCUCUUUUUGUGAACCAAUGGUAAAUGUAGACACUGAAGGAUGUUAAGCAAACAUUGUACAAUCAUGUGAUAGUGAAUGCUGUACCACUCCAAAUGUUCAAAGGCACAUGCAUUUAUAUGUUAUGGAAGGAAAAAGAUUUUAAGAGUAGUCCAAAUGUGUGCUGUAUUUAUGUGAAUAUACCUCAAACGAAGCACUGGUGAAAAUAUUUGUCCCCAUCUUGAAAAUCAGGACUGGAACAUGCAUUUAGAGAUCGCCCGUUCCCUGAGGGAAUGAACAGAAUCUUGUCUGGUGUGAAGAUCAGCAAUGUGUCAAAUGGAAAGUAUGUUACGGAAUAGUUCUCCUGUCAGCUGGGAGUAGUUCAAACCUAAAUGUCUGACUGUCAGAAACAAAACCACAGACCUAAGCUACAAGAGUUGAUAUCUUAGCUGUUGUUGGAAUGUCCUUACCAAAGUAGAACAAGAAAUGAUAAGUCUCCUCACAAAAUAUGUGACCCCACAGUGUAGUAAUAAAUGGAUUGUGUACCAAGGUGUAGGUUUGGGGCCCAGUGUGCUGCGAUAUCAAAUGAAGGAUUAGAGAUGGUCGUUAACUAUUUUUGAAAAAAAAAGGGAAAUGAUUAUUACUGGUGUCAAGUCAAGGAAACUUGCAAGUAAAGGUUGUGGUAAAA
Branchiostoma floridae (Florida lancelet) is the source of this 6121-nucleotide messenger RNA. Its product is annotated as sodium/potassium/calcium exchanger 2-like. NCBI's taxonomy places the organism in Eukaryota, Metazoa, Chordata, Leptocardii, Amphioxiformes, Branchiostomatidae. Gene Ontology annotation, molecular function: calcium, potassium:sodium antiporter activity; calcium channel activity. The record is from RefSeq and is a predicted model, not a curated record. Gene Ontology annotation, cellular component: membrane. The transcript is spliced from 10 exons. Gene Ontology annotation, biological process: calcium ion transmembrane transport; intracellular calcium ion homeostasis; long-term synaptic potentiation. Bases 538 to 2484 code for a protein of 648 amino acids.